Molecule: messenger RNA, 1887 nt
Organism: Olea europaea var. sylvestris
Lineage: Eukaryota; Viridiplantae; Streptophyta; Magnoliopsida; Lamiales; Oleaceae
Product: GATA transcription factor 8-like
Exons: 4
Coding region: 514-1512 (332 amino acids)
Biological process (GO): positive regulation of DNA-templated transcription
Cellular component (GO): nucleus
Molecular function (GO): zinc ion binding; sequence-specific DNA binding
Source: RefSeq, a predicted model, not a curated record
GCGGUGGGAGAAGUGGUGUGGGACCCGUGUGUAAUCAGAGCGAGGAGUGGGGUGUUGAAGAAGACUUCAACAUCACGACAGCGAAGGGUUGAGGGUAAAAGCCAGCUUGCAAUGAAGCAAGAGUCUCACCUACCGUUUCUUUCUUUUUAGCCUCUCUCUAAUUCUCAACUUCAUACGCCAUUUUUGGUUGCUGUCAACUCUCUUUUCUCUCCUCCUUCUUCAUAUUAUCUCAUAUAUAUACAUAUAACAUAUACGUAAUGGAGGAAUAGUAUAGGAGCCUUGUUUGCCUUGUGUUUUGUUUCAGAGUUUUGCUUUGAAAUUUGUGCCCUAUAAAGAGAUACUGUAUACUCUGCUACUGUUUUUGGAGCAUUUGGGCGGGAUUUUUUUGGGGUUUUAACUACAGGAAAAUUACUGCAAAUUUUCAAGUUCUGAGGCCUUCUGAAUUUGAUUCUUGAAGUAUUUUCCCUUGCCAACAAACAAACUUCAAGGAAAAGUUUGUAGAAAUAUAAAGUGAUGGGGCCUAAUUUCAUGGAUGAAAUUGACUGUGGAAAUUUCUUUGAUCAAAUUGAUGACUUGAUGGAGUUCCCCCCUGAAAAUGAGUGUGCUGGCGGUGGCCUUGUUGGUAAUGGUGAUAUCAAGGAUUUUCCAAGCAUUUGGGACGAUGCAUUGCGAGAUACCGACCCCCUUUUCUGCGGCAGCACUAGCAAUACUGCAUCCGACCUCUCAACUGAGCUUGCUGUUCCGUAUGAGGACAUCGUUCAGCUAGAAUGGCUUUCGACAUUUGUGGAGGAUUCCUUCUCGGGUGGAGGGUCGACCUUUGGAAAAGAAAACUUGUGCGGAAACACAGAGCCAUCACAUAACCAAUUCCAAUCAUCGAGUCCCAUUUCUGUACUUGAGAGCAGCAGUAGCAGCAGCAGCUCCUGCGCUGGAGGGAAGACUAUGCCUCUCAGUCCAAGUCACCGGGGUCCACAACGUGCUCGAAGCAAGCGUCCUCGUCCAGCAACUUUCAAUCCCCGACCUGCUAUCCAACUCAUAUCCCCUCCGUUCUCCUCCAUCCAGGCUCCCCAGCCAUUUGUUACUCCUGGAGUUUCCUCAGAAGGUGAGAACUUUGCAGAGUCUCAACCAGUGAAGAAGAUCCCCAAACCAGUUUAUGGAGUGGAGAAAAAGAAAAAGAAAAUCAAACUGUCCAUUCCACCUGAGUCAAAUCAGAAUCCUUCAACACAAGCCGUUAGGAAAUGCCUGCACUGUGAGAUAACAAAGACUCCCCAAUGGAGGGCCGGCCCAAUGGGGCCGAAAACUCUUUGCAAUGCAUGUGGUGUCCGCUACAAGUCAGGCCGAUUGUAUCCCGAAUAUCGCCCCGCUGCAAGUCCCACAUUCAGUCCAACUUUGCACUCAAAUUCUCACAAGAAAGUCGUCGAAAUGAGAAGCAAGAUCGGAGAACGUUCUGUAGCAAACACCCCAACUGCUGCUAAACCGGAGUUCACCCCAGAAGCUUCCCCGGUGUGCAUGUGACGAAACGUCCUCGUUGCCAUUCUAUUGCAGGUUCUUUCAUUUGUUUGUUCAUUGGUUCUUUGUACAGUGAUGCAAUGAGGGUCAGGAGCUCUAGUUUACAAUAUUUAGCCAAGUAGAGAGAAGGAAUGAGAUGAUCAAAGAAUCAGAAAAAGGUUAGAGAUUAAAAUGGAGUUUAGGGAGUCAGUGCUUAGUUUUUAGACUUGUUUAGGUCAUAUUAUAGCUUUGUGGUCAGCGUUCUUCCAUUUCCCUCUUUUGGGAAUUCUUUUUGCAGUUAAUUUGUUGUAGGAAUUUCUUAAAUUAGUAUUGAGUUUGAAUUAAGUCUUAAACUCUUGCCUAUUUUCCAUUUCUAUUUAAGUAUUUGAAUGGUUGGUUGUC